UUUCGAAAACUUUGACAACCUCUGCGUAGUGUAAAAUUAGAUUUAUUUCCCCUCUGUAUCGAGUUCUUGAGUCCAUUUUAAUGAAAUUGAUUUAAUUGUACUUCCAGAUGGUUGCUAGGAGGUUGUUGUGCGGUUGCUAAGGAAAUACAUUUAUCUGUAAAUAUCGCUGCUUAUUAUCGUUGGUGCAUACAAAUUCAAUUGAAUGAAUAUUUAAAAACAUGGAAAAUGUAGUUUUGUUUUUUAACUAGGUGCUCACUAACAUUUUAACAUUCAGGAUAUAUCAGUGUCUCUGGAGAACUGAAGCAGUCUUCAGCUAAAAUUAGUAAAGAUCAGUUCCAUGAAGAUAUUUUGAGCAUUUCCUACCAUAAAUGAAUCAAAACUCCAUUUUUGAUUCCUAAUAUUCAUUGCUAAGAACUUCAUUUGGACAAUGGAUAAUAACAAACCAGACAUCAGUGGAGAGAUGAUUUAUUCACAAAUAAAUUUCACAAAAUUGACCCAAUGACAGAUGUUUGUACUCCGUCAUCGAAUCGAUUAUAAAAUAAGAUUUUUUGAAAGCUAUAAGCGCUGAAUAACUCCACUCAACGCCAUCAUCAGAUGAGUUUGUGAUUGCCGUUCGAUUCCUCGGGAUGCUGUCGGCUCGCUCUUCAUCGGCUGGUAAUCCCCUGGACCACGGCCCAAGCCCCACUUCCUCAUCAGCGCUUCUCCUUCCUCUUAUUGGCUCCUCGGCGGCCAAUCAGCCUGCAGCGAGGCUCAGAUGCAGAGAAGGUGUUGUAGAGCAUUAAGCUCCCAACCGCCUCGACCGCAGAGGAAGUCUGUAACAGGAAGUCGUGGGUUCAAAGUAAUCACUUUCACUAGUCCAGUUUUGCUUUUUUUUUUUUUUUUCAGGCUGGUUCCUUUCGCACGUGGAAGGAGAUAUCACAACUCUUUUUGCUUUCGCUUGUUGUUUCUCAUCCUUGAGCUCACAUACGGAGCCCUGCUCCACGAUGAAGCGGAUCUGCGUGGCUUGGCAGCGGUUCCUCGUGGCAUGACGACCACUAACAAAGGAAACAAGGCCUUGAAGAAGAACACAAAAGAAGAUAUUUUGAAGAAUGUUGGUAACGAACAGUUUCGGCUCCCAUUGACUUCUAUUAUAUGGACAAAAAAUACAAUGGAAACCAAUGGGAACCAAGACUGCUAUGACAUGAGGGUGAAGAGGGAGCCCGGGGAGAACGGGACGAGCCUGACGGACGAUGAGCUGGUGUCCAUGUCGGUCCGCGAGCUCAACCAGCACCUGCGGGGCCUGUCGAAAGAAGAGAUCCUGCAGCUGAAGCAGCGCCGGCGGACGCUGAAGAACCGGGGCUACGCCGCCAGCUGCCGCGUCAAGCGCGUCACGCAGAAGGAGGAGCUAGAGAGGCAGAAGGCGGAGCUCCAGCAGGAAGUGGAGAAGCUGGCUUCGGAGAACGCCAGCAUGAAAGUGGAGCUGGACGCACUGCGCUCCAAAUACGAGGCUCUGCAGAGCUUCGCCAGAACUGUGGCGCGGGGGCCCGUGGCCCCGGUGUGUAACGCGGCCGUCCCCGUCUCCCCCCGAGGGCCCCUGGCCUCCGUCAUCGGGCCCCUCAUUCCCGGGAAGGUGGGAGCCACCAGCGUUAUCACGAUAGUUAAAUCGAAAACCGACGCGAGGUCUUAGUAGCGCUCCGAGGGGACGGGUUGGUCAGUGCACGAGGGUUUAGGUGCGGGGCCCCUUCAGUACUCUCUAAUGUGGGCUAUUUCUGGAUUACAAAAGAAGGAAAGCACAUCUAGGACGGUCAAUUCACUUGGGCUUCCAAAACGAUCUCCAAAUUGCUAAAGUCGAAUCUGAAACCAUGCAGCCAAAUUUUCCUGUGUGUCGUGUUGCUGUGAGAUUUGUAAUUUUGUACAAACAUCGGCGACUUUGUAUCGUGCGUUCCACAUGGGGUCCAAGUGUUUUCUUUGUCAUUGUAAUAUUGUACUUUUUAUACAGCGUUUGUGUCGGUUUCCUCUUCGGAUGUGCAUUUUUUCCGUCCUUUGGUUUUCACGGACUGCAGGCACAAAACACUUUAAAGCGUUCGGACUUCCAAUCUCUAUCAGCCAAUGAGAAGCUCCCUUUACCCGAGCCUCGUUUAUGCACUGACCAAUCGGGCGGAGGAGGAGAGGAGGAGGCGGAGUCAAAUCAGCUGAUGUUGUUCAUAUGGUAGCUAUCAGAAUAUCUGCCACCAGUUUAUGCGCUCCGGUCGUCCGUUUCAGGACAGGAGAGCGUUUUUAUCGGCGAGGCAAUAACGCGUUUAUGUUGUUUAGGUUAUCACGUCUCUCGUCGUCUUGUGAAUCAAGAGAUGUUUCGCUUUCUUUUCGGCCAGAGGAAAAAAAAAAAAAUCCAAGUUUCUGUUUUUGAAGGACGGGCUGUUGGGUGACAUAAACUGGUGAAUCUCACGAGCUUUACCAUAACUUUGUUGCUGUGACAUUGCGUAACGUAUUCUAAGAAUCUUUGUCAAUAUGGUGGAGUCUUCAAUUUUAUAUAUAUAUAUACACAUAUAUAUAUAUAUAUAUAUAUAUAUAUGAAAAC
Messenger RNA from Puntigrus tetrazona (Sumatra barb), 2557 nucleotides. It is a transcript of the gene mafgb, whose product is annotated as v-maf avian musculoaponeurotic fibrosarcoma oncogene homolog Gb. The record is from RefSeq and is a predicted model, not a curated record. Bases 755 to 1666 code for a protein of 303 amino acids. Gene Ontology annotation, molecular function: RNA polymerase II cis-regulatory region sequence-specific DNA binding; DNA-binding transcription factor activity, RNA polymerase II-specific. Gene Ontology annotation, cellular component: nucleus. Gene Ontology annotation, biological process: regulation of epidermal cell differentiation; regulation of transcription by RNA polymerase II. NCBI's taxonomy places the organism in Eukaryota, Metazoa, Chordata, Actinopteri, Cypriniformes, Cyprinidae. The transcript is spliced from 4 exons.